Molecule: messenger RNA, 2647 nt
Organism: Cydia pomonella (codling moth)
Lineage: Eukaryota; Metazoa; Arthropoda; Insecta; Lepidoptera; Tortricidae
Product: transcription factor grauzone-like
Exons: 11
Coding region: 154-2484 (776 amino acids)
Biological process (GO): regulation of transcription by RNA polymerase II
Cellular component (GO): nucleus
Molecular function (GO): DNA-binding transcription activator activity, RNA polymerase II-specific; zinc ion binding; RNA polymerase II cis-regulatory region sequence-specific DNA binding
Source: RefSeq, a predicted model, not a curated record
AUUUGUCAUUGACAUCAAUAAAAUUGUUGUAAUUUUGUAUGCAGUCUAAUUAUCGCUUUAUUUCCUGUUUUAGAAAUGUAGGCUGCGAAAAAUAAGUAAACUAAUUCGUUCCUUGGAUUAAUUUUGAAGUGAAAGCGUAUAUUAAGUGGAAAAAUGGAUAUGAUACAUGAUUUGUCCUUAAGCAAUGACUCUUUAUUGUGCUGCCGCGCCUGUCUUGCCACCGACGCGAGACUCUUCAACAUCCAUGAAUAUAAACUCACCGAAGCCUUUUAUCGCAUCUCAGGGACUUUUGUGUACAAGGAUGGGCCGCAGCACUUGUGUACCUUCUGCAGCGCGGCGCUGCUGCGCUGCGAGUCCUUCCGCACCAAGUGUGUCCGCGCCCAGCUGUGCCUCAACUCCAAGGAGCAUCAGGGAGAGCUGGACACAGACUACAUCCGCACGAUAGAUCGCGCAUCACACAAGCUCCUCCCAAACCUGACCAUCAAUCCGGUUCAAACAGUCGAGUGUAUCGACGUCAAGCCCUCCGAGGACAUCAAAAACGAACCCGACAUCGAAAUCACGGACGAUAGCAAGAAAACCGACUUCAAAAUAGAAGUGGAGGUCAAUGAGGAUAAAUUGGAACAAGUAUUCCUUGUUACCGACAUAGAUGAUAAUGAUAGCAAUAAAAGAAAAAGGAAGACUGGGAAGAAAAAGAUUAAAAUGGAAAUAGAUGAAGAUGAUGUUGAUUUUGAUGAUGGUGUUGACAUUGAUGAUGAUAAUGAUGAUAUAAGUUUAGAAAAUAUAGCUAAAAGUCUGAAGAAGGGAAAAGUAAAAUCUAAAGCUAAGAAGAUAGUUAAGAAGAAGAAAGAUAAACCGGUGAAAGUUAAGCAGGUGAAAGAGAAGCCGGUGAAAGAGUUGAAGAUUAAGAGGAGAAAUCCAGCUAACGGAUAUUUGCCGGAGUUUGCGAUGGCCGCGUUUGAAAACAUGUAUUCGGUUCAUGUCGUCACCUUAAGCAAGGAAGAUCAACUGGAAGAGAUAGCAAUGCGCAAGGAGUCCGCCAACUACCAGGAGUCCGCGUUCCAGUGCGAAGACUGCGGGAAGGGCUUCGUGGCCGAGGAGGCCUACAACAACCACCGCACCAGACACAGCCCGAGCGCUGGCAAUUUCCCCUGCGAAAUAUGUAAAGUGCGCUUUACGAAGCAAAGCAUACGGCACACUCACCAGGACAUGCACCGGCUCAAGUUCUUCUGCAAGGAGUGCAGUUUCGUCUCCAGAACCAGGCACCAAGCGAAGCAACACCACGAGAUGCACGUGGGCAAGACGUUCGAGUGUCAGCACUGCGGGAAGAGCUUCAGCAAGAGUUCAACGUACUUAUCACACGUGCGUCUGGCGCACCCGGCGCUGAAUGUGGCAUGCGACGAGUGCGGGGAGACUUUCGUCGGGCAGAUGGGGCUCAAGAUGCACAAGAAGAGGAUGCACGCCAAGAGCGUCAAACCCGAACAGUACAAGUGUGAGAUCUGCUCAGCCACGUUCCUAAGCGUGGAGGCGCUGAACAGACACACAGACACGGCCGCCGAGCACGGUGACCUGCGGCCGUGCGAGCAGUGCGGCGAGAACUGUGCGAGCGAGGACGCGCUACGGGAACAUGUCGGGGAGAUGCAUCCGGCUGAGACACAUCGGUGUGAGGAGUGCAACGCGACGUUCGCGAGCGCGGCUGCGUACGACCUCCACCACCGACGCAAGCAUCUCAACCAGCCCUUCAGCGCUGCUGGCAGACGGACCAUGCACAGGGAGCCCCUCGUGCCGGGGCAGUUCGUGUGCGAGCAGUGCGGACGGAUACUGCCGGUACUGCUCUCUCUCUCUAUCAUACACCUCAACCGGCUUCAGCGCUGCUGGCAGACGGACCAUGCACAGGGAGCCCCUCGUGCCGGGGCAGUUCGUGUGCGAGCAGUGCGGACGGAUACUGCCGGUACUGCUCUCUCUCUCUAUCAUACACCUCAACCGGCUUCAGCGCUGCUGGCAGACGGACCAUGCACAGGGAGCCCCUCGUGCCGAGGCAGUUCGUGUGCGAGCAGUGCGGACGGAUACUGCCGGUACUGCUCUCUCUCUCUAUCAUACACCUCAACCGGCUUCAGCGCUGCCGGCAGACGGACCAUGCACAGGGAGCCCCUCGUGCCGGGGCAGUUCGUGUGCGAGCAGUGCGGACGGAUACUGCCGGUACUGCUCUCUCUCUCUAUCAUACACCUCAACCGGCUUCAGCGCUGCCGGCAGACGGACCAUGCACAGGGAGCCCCUCGUGCCGGGGCAGUUCGUGUGCGAGCAGUGCGGACGGAUACUGCCGGUACUGCUCUCUCUCUCUCUAUCAUACACCUCAACCGGCUUCAGCGCUGCCGGCAGACGGACCAUGCACAGGGAGCCCCUCGUGCCGGGGCAGUUCGUGUGCGAGCAGUGCGGACGGAUACUGCCGAGUCGAACCUCGUUGAGGUACCACAAGAGGGACCAUAAGACCGCGAAGCCGCACGCCUGCCGGCAGUGCCCCAAGAGCUUCUCCACCAAACGGGCGCUCGAUUGGCACAUCCGAUCGCACACGGGCGAGAAGCCGCACCAGUGCCCCGAGUGCCCGCUCGCGUUCAGCAUCAAGUCCAACCUCAAGCGACAUCACAAAGCG